CUGAAAAAAUAUGUAAAGAUUAAUGACCUCUAGUAGGCAUCUAGAUUCGGACAACAAAGAGGAUUAUGGGCGUGUAGCUGAAUUAGACGAUCAGGUUACAAAUCUGGGUAAUUUGGGGGUUGGAUUAGCCUAAGAAUCACGCAUUCAUCGGCGCUGAAUCCCCCCCCGCAUCCCUGCCAAUGAACAACCAAACAGGCAAUUAGGAUGCCGAGAUGAUUUCUGGUGACGCUGCGAUGGGUACCUGCGAAGAUACCGAAAUUCAAACAAAGAUGAGGAUCCGGUUUGAUUUCAAGUUGGUGUAGUCGUUUUCUUUCAUUAUCGCUGCCCUUUGCUGACGUUAUUUGGCCAUGAUUUUCCUGCGGAGGCUCGUGCAGCUGCUGGUGCUGCUGAUCCAGAGCGGAUGGUGGGGGGUCGCGCCGAGCCCCACCGACGAGGGAGCACUCCGGGCCGGUCACGGGGAGCACGGAGAGCCGGGACACCAGGAGCCGCACAAGGACUCCUACAGCACCUUCGCCUCCGAGUUCCUGGAGUCCAGAUAUCUGUCCGAUGACGGUUAUCCGUUCCCCACCGCCCCACCAGUGGAUCCCUUUGCCAAGAUCAAAGUCAGCGACUGUGGAGUAACCAAAGGCUGCAUAAGAUAUGGGAAGCCAGGGUGUGAUGCUGAGACGUGUGACUACUUUCUGAGUUAUCGCCGCAUCGGGACAGAUGUGGAGUAUGAGAUGAGUGCGGACACAGACGGCUGGGUGGCCGUAGGUUUCUCCUCUGACAAGAAAAUGGGAGGAGACGACGUCAUGGGCUGUGUCCAUGACGACAACGGACGUGUGCGGAUUCAUCACUUCUACAACGUCGGCCAGUGGGCAAAGGAAAUAAAGAGGAACCCGGCUCGGGACGAAGAGGGCAUUUUUGAGAGCAACCGGGUGACCUGCCGGUUCAAGCGUCCGUUAUACGUCCCAAGAGAAACACUUGUGGCUUUACACCUGUCAUGGUAUUACCUGUUUGCAUGGGGACCUGCAAUACAAGGUUCCAUUACGAGGCAUGACAUCGACAGUCCGGUCAGCGACCACAUGAUCAGUAUCUACAAGUAUGAGGACAUCUUCAUGCCUUCUACAGCUUACCAGACCUUCAAUUCUCCCCUCUGCUUACUGCUUAUUGUAGCCCUCACCUUCUAUUUACUAAUGGGAACGCCAUAAUGACACGCAGCAGAACUCAUAGUGGGAAAAAACAGGGAAGAGAAGAUGAAGUAGCAAUAAAAAAUUUUGUCUGAUGCCACUUUAAAGUGUGCGCUUUGCACAAAGAGACACUGUAUUAGGUAUAUUAAACAUGAUAGAGAGUAUAUAUUCAUUACUCUGAACAUCAUACAGAGGAUCUUGACAGUAUUAAACCUAUAUUGUAGAGGUGUCAUGUACUGGUGUCAGUACAAAACAAGAGGUCUGUUAAAAGAGUAGUGUUAUAGUAUAAAUAGGCCUGUUAUUCUGAGUAUUUAUGAUAGCUUCCAAGUAUUUAAAAAAACACAUGCAAAUAAAUAAACCUCACAAGUCUUCUAAAUACUGCAUGCACUGGAAAUCUGGCGAUGGUUACAAAAACCCACUGUUCACUGGUGAUGGGAAGACAGUGCCUCAUGUUGAACUUGGCUUAAACACAAAUGUUUUCUUCGGACAAAGGAAGCAGCUCACAGCUGUUUGCACACACUCUUCCCGUCCGUUUACCCUGUUAUGUUUAUAUAGAUGUCAUCCUUUGCAAAAACAAGACAAAAAAGAGGGUUUAUUUGAUCGUUCGGACUAUCACAAAAUAUAGUUUCCCAGGGAUUGUCUACAGUAUGUUUACAAUGUGAAAGAUUUGAAUUACUUUUUCUAAUGUUUAUGUUUGGCACUCAUAAACUCUUCUCAUCUCA
Messenger RNA from Morone saxatilis (striped sea-bass), 1891 nucleotides. RefSeq names its product DOMON domain-containing protein FRRS1L. Gene Ontology annotation, biological process: regulation of glutamate receptor signaling pathway. The record is from RefSeq and is a predicted model, not a curated record. Lineage: Eukaryota; Metazoa; Chordata; Actinopteri; Moronidae.